Messenger RNA from Euleptes europaea (tarantolino), 1278 nucleotides. RefSeq names its product sialidase-3-like. Lineage: Eukaryota; Metazoa; Chordata; Lepidosauria; Squamata; Sphaerodactylidae. Gene Ontology annotation, biological process: ganglioside catabolic process; oligosaccharide catabolic process. Gene Ontology annotation, cellular component: lysosome; cytoplasm; membrane. Gene Ontology annotation, molecular function: exo-alpha-sialidase activity. The coding region runs from base 4 to 1278 and encodes 424 amino acids. The record is from RefSeq and is a predicted model, not a curated record. The transcript has 2 exons.
AACAUGGCUGAAGCUCAAGUGGGCUCUGGGAAGGUGACUCUCUUCCGUCAAGAAGCACCCGGGGGCAUCACCUACCGCAUCCCGGCCUUACUGUACCUGCCCCACAAGUCGGUGUUCCUGGCUUUCGCAGAGAAGCGCUCAUCGUUCAAGGAUGAAGAUGCUGAAUUCCUGGUGAUGAGACAAGGCCGUAAAGAGGGGGUGACUGUCCAGUGGGGACCUCAGGAGCCCCUGACGACUGCCAUUUUGCCUGGCCAUCGUACCAUGAACCCUUGCCCCGUGUAUGAGAAGAAGAACAGCAGAGUUUUCCUGUUCUUUAUCUGCGUCCGGACACACGUCACCGAAUGGCAGCAGAUCAGGUCAGGGAGGAACGCCGCCAGGCUGUGCUACAUCUCUACCCAAGAUGGCGGCCACACCUGGAGCCAGUUGACGGAUUUGACCCGUGAGGUGAUCGGAGAUGACUUGAGAAACUGGGCCACCUUUGCCGUCGGGCCGGGCCACGGGUUGCAGACGAGCUCCGGACGCCUGGUGAUUCCAGCUUACACCUAUUAUAUCCACAAACGUUGCUUCGGCCAUUCUCUCCUGUGCUGGACCAAGCCUCAUUGCUUCAUUUUCUACAGCGAUGACCUUGGGCAGAAGUGGAUCCAGGGGCAACUCCUCAAGAAUUUGAGGACAACAGAGUGCCAAGUCGCGGAAGUGUCCUGCCGGGGCAAGUCCCAAGUCCUGUACUGCAGCGCCCGCAGUCCGGACAAGAGCCGCGUCGAGGCCUUCAGUACGGACCGUGGAGACCGAUUUGAGGAGUAUUUCCUCUGCAAGGAACUCUGUGAGCCACCCAAUGGCUGCCAGGGCAGCGUGGUGAGCUUCACCCCAACUCUGCAGUCCUCGGAGCUCGGCCGAAUAAAAAAUACAGGUGAAACGACUCACCUGUCGGGCAUUCACUUCCCCUCGGCCUCUGUCGAGAACUCCGGGUCGUGGCUUGUUUUCUCCCACCCCACGAACCGAUGCAAACGGAUCAAUCUGGGCAUCUACCUCAACACCUCCCCGCUUGACAAGGGCUUCUGGAAGCCCCCCUGGAUGCUCUACGAAGGGCCCUGCGGCUACUCGGACCUGGCCGUCUGUGAGGAGGGCCCGUCGCUCCUCUUUGGUUGCUUGUUUGAAUGCGGCGUGUCCAGCGAAUGUGAGGAGAUUGCCUUCCAGCUCUUCACCGACACUGAGCUCCUGAGGAAUGUGGGGGAAGGCUGUCCUUGCGCGACCUCUUCUUCAGAAGAGCAGCUGCUCUAA